AUGGGCAACGAAUCCAAUGUGGUCUGUGAGGCAAAUGCCCCCUCGAUCGAGCCUCCUUCGAAAGGCAAGACAGUGACAAAGAAAUACGCCGAUGUAACUCUUCGUCUCAUUGAAGAGCACGGGGAUCAUGCUGAGCCUCUGUCUCCCGAAGAAGAGAAAAAAGUCCGAAGAAAGCUAUAUCUGCGGCUGGUGGGGUUGCUUUCGACUAUCAACAUCAUGCUCUUUAUCGAUAAAUCUACUUUGGGCUAUGCAGCAAUCCUCGGGCUUUUCGAAGAGACUGGCAUCUCACAGGCUCAGUACAAUAACUUGAACACAAUGUUCUACUUCAUUGCUGGUAUUAUCUUCACAUGGUCUAUCGUCAUCUUCCUCCAUUGUGUCGCAACCCGAUAUGCAGGACUCAUUGUACUUCGACUUGCCUUGGGUGCAGCUGAAGGAGUAGUUGUUCCUGCGCUCGAGAUGACCAUUGGUAUGUUUUUCAAUCGAGCUGAACAAUCAUUCCUGCAGCCCAUCCUUUGGAUUACCUGUCAAGGUGCACCGAUUGUUACAGGAUUUAUUGCGUAUGGUCUCCUUUGGACCAGUGGGCCGGUUCUGCCCUGGAAGCUGCUCCAUAUCGUUACUGGAGGUAUCACUUUCAUCCUCUCCAUCUGGGUCUGGUUCGACUACCCCAGUAACCCUGCCGAGGCUAGGUUUUUGACGCUCCAAGAGAAGAUCCAUAUCAUUAAGCGUGUUCAACAAUCACAGCAAAGCUCAAUUGAGCAAAAGCAAUUCAAGAGAUCGCAGUUCAUCGAAACCCUGAAAGAUCCGGUGUCUUGGUUAUUCGCACUACAGGCUUUCACCCUCAUGUACUGCAACAAUCUCACCUAUGGUCAAAAGAACCUCCUCGUCACAUCGCUCGGUGUUACUCCACUUGAGUCUACUCUUGUUGCAGUGGCCGGGGGCGGCUUCGGCAUCGUCAACUGUGUCAUCGCGGCAUUUGCCCUAUGGAAAUACCCUAGGAACUUGGCGUUGCACUGCACUCUUUGGUGCAUACCUGCUAUUGCCGGUGGUAUCGGGAUGGUGACAGUACCCUGGGACCGAACCAUAGGUCUCCUUGCCUGCAUGUUCUUGGCUGCUCACACCUAUGGCGUCGCAUACAUCAUAGCUCUUGGGUGGACCAACUCUUCAGCUGCAGGCUAUACUAAAAAGCUGACAAGAAAUGUCAUGUUCAUGAUUGGUUACAGUGCUGGAAACCUAGUAUCGCCCCAGAUCUGGGUUGCAUCAGCUAAACCAAGAUUCUACGGAGCUUGGUCCUCGAUGAUCGUCAUCAGUUGGUUCGGAACACCUGUCAUUUUGUGGAUUAUUCACUUCAUUCUGGCUCGGAGGAACGAAAUCCGAAAGGAGAGGAUCAAUGCCGCUGGUGAAAACGAUGGUUAUCACUACGUUGAACAGCUUGACGAGGGUGGCAGAUUGGUCAAAGUCAAGGUUGAAGUUGCCAUGUUGGAUUUGACGGAUCUGGAGAAUGAGAGUUUCAUCUAUCCGCUGUAG
Messenger RNA from Fusarium graminearum PH-1, 1524 nucleotides. RefSeq lists its product as uncharacterized. Gene Ontology annotation, molecular function: L-cysteine transmembrane transporter activity. The record is from RefSeq and is a predicted model, not a curated record. The coding region runs from base 1 to 1524 and encodes 507 amino acids. Gene Ontology annotation, cellular component: membrane. Gene Ontology annotation, biological process: transmembrane transport; L-cysteine transport. The transcript is spliced from 3 exons. Lineage: Eukaryota; Fungi; Ascomycota; Sordariomycetes; Hypocreales; Nectriaceae.